CAGCAGCUGCCCAAAUCUGAAUAUCCCCAUUUCUCCUCCUUCCCGAGAUCUCCUCACCUCCUCUUUCCUUUUUCCUGCCUUACUCUAUCUCUUCAUUCUCUUUCCAUCUUCAAAACAACAUUCCAUUUUCCAUUACUUCCUUUCCGAAGCUCAGAUCUUCAAGAAAAAAGAUCCAUGGCAGCUGCUUCUUCACACAGAUCUCCAUCUCCAAUUUCAGGAAGAAGAAGCCCAAAUCUCAGAACUCCAGAAAACAGCAACAACAUUAGAAAGAGCUUUAAUGGAAAUCCCAUAGCAAGGCCUUCAAUUUCAGCUGUUCCGAGAGGCUUCAAUCCUGUCACCCCAGUAAAUAGCCCAGCAGACUUUCCUCAAAGAAACUUGAUUUCCAAAGAAGGGAUGUCAGCUGUUCGAGCUUCAUACGAAAAAGAGAAUGAGAAGGAUCGAAACUGCUCCAAACCAAUCCGAGCAAAAUCACCGGUUUUUUCAAUGGGGACCAAGAACUUCAUGGCUCCAACAAUUUCCGCCGCUUCGAAGAUCGCUCCUUCCCCAAGAAAGAAGGUGCUAACGGAAAGAAACGAGACCGUCAGGACUUCUUUGGCUUCUCAUUCUGAGGGAAAAUCUCUUUUCCCUUGCAUGAAUUCUUCCGAAAUUGAGGAAACCAAAGAGAUCGAAUCAAAAUCUGAAAUGGGUCUUGAUUCACAGGUAACUUCAGAUUACCCAAAAGUUUUGGAAGUUUCAUUUGGACCAAGAACUGUGGAACAUGAAUGCAAUGAGCAUUUGGGUUCUUCUUUUGCUUCUCCUGACAUUGAUCCACCGAUUCCUCCGUAUGAUCCCAAAACUAACUACCUUUCCCCAAGGCCUAUGUUCCUCCGCUACAAACCCAAUCGGAGGAUUGAAGUCUUUCUCAACAAGGAAAAAGACUUUGAUCCUGUUGAAGCCAGUAAACAGCCCGAAGACAGCUUCACCUCUGAAAGCUGUUUAGAUUAUACUGAACCAACCGACGAAACUGAAUCUCCUAUCACCCAAAAAGAUUCAGAUUGUCUUUUUCCAUCUGAAGUGGAAGACAAAGAUGAUGACAAGGAGACCCAUGUUUCUGAUCCCGAAUCAGAUAUCAGCGACGCUGUCACAGAAAAAUCCAUGGAGGAGAGUGUUGAAGUGAAACAAAUUCCUCACUAUCGCUCUUUUGCAAGACCCAAAUUCAUGUCAUUCCUUUUGGUCCUAGCUAUCGCUUGUUUGUCUAUUUCAGUGACAGACUCUCCUGUCGUUCUCUCUCCGUUGUUGAUUAAAAAUCAGCCAUUCCAUAAGCUCUACGCCCAAUCCUUACAAGUUCUCGAAGAUCCGCAUCUUAGAGACUCAAUAGCUGAAAUUGGGGAGAUAGCAAAUGUGAAUCUUGAGAGGGUAGUUUACAGUUUCAAGCGUCUGUCAAUCAAGUCCGUCGCUUAUCUUCUUAACGCAAUGUCUCUUCCAAGGGAAGAAGACACAGUUCCAUUACGCUUUGUUAACUUAACCAUUCCGGUGAGUGAUAUCAAUGCCAAUGAAAUGUUGGCUGACGCAAACCAAAUCAAAGACUUUCGUGAAAGAAAGAAUGAAGUGAUUGGUCUAGAGCUUGAAAUGGAAGGAGAAGUCGGACAAGCUGCAAAUGAAGAACUUGGUGAAAUGGAGGGAGAAAUCGAACAAGCUGCAACUAUGGUGCUUGAAGAAGAGAGUGGUCUGGUGCUUGAAAUGGAGGGAGAAAUCGAACAAGCUGGGAGCAAAGAACAUUUUCAUCUUGAAAUUGAUUCUAAGGAGACUACAGAAAAUGAGGUUACAGAAGAACCCAUUAACGUAGUGCUCGAAGAACAGCCCCUGCCAGUUUCACAAGCACGAAAGAUUGAGCAUGAAUUUGUGGAAACUGAUGAGAUUCAAGAGAAGUUUACUAUCGAUUCUCAUACCAGCACCAAUCCUCUAGAUGCAGAAAUUACUCAAAACCCAGAUUCCUGGACAGACAUUGAGACUCCUCAUAGUCUGGACGUAAUCGACCCUACGAAUUAUGGGCCGGUGGAGGAUGAAUUUCCAAUUCGAAACACGUCGGUUGUUUCUUUGAUUGUUCUAGCACUUAUGACCAUUGCUGCUUGUUUCCAUCUCAAGCAAAACAAAGCUUCUAAAGUACCCAAUGCUGUUGUGAAGAAAGUACCCAAUGCUGUAGUGAAGAAGAUGGAUUCAGCAGAUUUGCUAGUAUCAGCUUCAGUGUCAGCUAGUAGCGACAGCGGGCCAUGCUUCGACAGAACACCAUUCCAUCAGAAUGGUCCAGCAGAGGUUGACAUGGCCGGUGACUCAGGUCCAUAUGAGGUGAGCAGCAGCUUACAGAAGAGCUCAUCUUGCAACCUGCGGCGAUCAGAGAGAGGGGAGACGGAGGUCCAGAGCUAUGAACGGAAGUCGAGGAGGAGCUCUAACAACUCAUCGUCUGAGUCCCCUUCAUAUGGAAGCUUUACCAUAUAUGAGAAGCUCCACAGUAAACAAGGAUUUGGAGACGACGAGGCGAUGACUCCAGUCAGGCGUUCAAGCAGACUAAGGAAGCAAAUCACCUCACCAUGAAAGGAAGGAAAGACAGGAGCUUUCGUGUUCUGACUUCUUCU
Messenger RNA from Magnolia sinica, 2612 nucleotides. RefSeq lists its product as uncharacterized. The record is from RefSeq and is a predicted model, not a curated record. The transcript has 4 exons. Bases 175 to 2571 code for a protein of 798 amino acids. NCBI's taxonomy places the organism in Eukaryota, Viridiplantae, Streptophyta, Magnoliopsida, Magnoliales, Magnoliaceae.